Humulus lupulus (European hop) is the source of this 1034-nucleotide messenger RNA. RefSeq names its product cytosolic sulfotransferase 15-like. The transcript has a single exon. Lineage: Eukaryota; Viridiplantae; Streptophyta; Magnoliopsida; Rosales; Cannabaceae. Gene Ontology annotation, biological process: sulfation. The record is from RefSeq and is a predicted model, not a curated record. The coding region runs from base 1 to 990 and encodes 329 amino acids. Gene Ontology annotation, molecular function: sulfotransferase activity. Gene Ontology annotation, cellular component: cytoplasm.
AUGGAAAUAUCAAAUGUUACUGAGAAGAACAAGGAGGAAGAAAUGGAGAGCGAUGAGAGAGUUGAUGAAACUUUGGCAAAGCUUAAAAAAGUUAAAGAUCCAGUACGUGAUAUUUAUCGCUAUUGUUAUCAAGGAUUUUGGAUUCCAGCCUUUGCAUUGAAAAGUAUAAUAUCUUUUCAAACUCAAUUUGAGGCACGAGAUGAUGAUAUUUUACUAGCUUCUUGUCCAAAAUCAGGUACUACUUGGUUAAAAUCUCUUGUAUUUGCGAUUGUGAGACGUAGUAUUGAUUUCGAACUAUGCUCGAAUAAUAACAGCCUUUUUUCUACUACUAAUGUACAUGAUCUUAUACCUUUUGAGAUAAAUAGAGAAUUCACAUCAAUUAUCGAAAACAUGAAGCCAAGACUUUUGAGUACCCACACUCCUUACCCCUCGUUACCACCCUCCAUCAAGUACUCUAGUUCUAAAAUUGUAUACAUUUGUAGGAAUCCUUUGGAUGUAUUUAUUUCUUAUUGGCACUUUAAUCAUAAGUUUUUGGGGGAUAAUGUGGAACCACAUCAUUUAGAAGAGUGCUUCAAUAUGUUUUGUGAAGGAAUACAUCCAUUUGGACCAUUUUGGGACCAUAUUUUGGGAUUUUGGAAAGAAAGCUUAGAGAGUCCUCACAAAAUAUUGUUUUUGAAAUAUGAAGACCUUAAAAGAGACAAUAUAUUUUUCAUCAAAAAGAUCGCAGACUUUUUGGGAUAUCCAUUUUCAAUUGAGGAAGAAAAUCAAGGAGUUCCACAACAAAUAGUGCAAUUAUGUAGCUUUGAAAAUUUGAAAAAUUUGGAUGUAAAUAAGACUGGUAGACGUCAAAUUGGGUUCUCCAAUAGUGCAUUAUUUACGAAGGGUGAAGUUGGAGAUUGGGUGAACUAUUUAACACCCGAAAUGGCAGAGCGUGGAAAGAAGCUCAUCCAAGAAAAGCUUGGACAAUCUAAUUUAAUGUUUGAUUUCUAGCUAGCUAUGAUUUCAAUUAUUUGUAUUGUUUUUUCAUUGUCUUA